CGUUUGACUUAUUUAUUGCAAGCGCCAUCUCCAACGUUUUACGGGCUUUCUUUUCAUCUUUUAUCUCUUGAAACCCUACUAUUUUUAUGAACAGCAGUAUGCAAGCACGCAGUGACGAAACACCAGUUCAUCGAAACCAGAUCAAGCGACCUCCACAGACUGAUUAUUCCUUUGAGGCCAAUCUCGGCUAUCAAGACCAUGGAUGGUAUGGUACAAUGAUGAACUGUCUAGGUUCGAUUUGCGGUGGUUUGGGAAUGGUCCCUUGCUUAUGCUGCUUUCCAAACCCGUUCAAAGAAGUCGACCAAGGUCAUGUUGGUCUAGUAACACGCUUUGGCAAGUUUUACAAGUGUACCAACCCGGGUCUAGUAAAGGUAAAUCCUUUGACCGAGUCGGUGCACCAUAUCGAUAUCAAGAUGCAAAUCAUCGAGAUUCCAAAGCAGAUUAUUAUGACCAAGGACAAUGUCAAUGUGCGAAUUGACAGCGUGGUGUACUGGCAUAUUGAAAACCCGUUCCGAGCGGAAUUUGGCGUUCGCAGCGUGCGAAAGGCACUUACAGAGCGCACACAAACAACGCUGCGCCAUAUCCUUGGUUCCAAAACAUUGCAAGACUGUAUUGAGAACAGAGAGGCUAUUGCCAAAGCGAUUCAAGACGUGACCAAACCUGUUGCGAAACAAUGGGGUGUCAAGAUCGAAUCUAUCCUGAUUAAAGAUCUCCAACUUUCUGGAGAGCUGCAAGAGUCCGUCUCUGCUGCUGCACAGGCCAAGCGCGUUGGCAAUGCUAAAGUCAUCAGCGCCCGUGCUGAAGUCGAUUCCGCUAAGCUGAUGCGUGCUGCUGCUGAUAUUUUAAGCACACCCGCAGCUAUGCAGAUUCGCUAUCUCGAAACGAUGCAGACUCUAUCAAAAAGCUCAGGAACGCGCAUCGUCUACCUGCCCUCCGAUGCAGACAAUCAAGGAGGAGGAGGUUCGUUCGGCCGAAUGCAGGCGGCGGCUUACCAGGAACUAUCGAACCCUCAUAACUUCAAAUAG
Messenger RNA from Zychaea mexicana, 1025 nucleotides. RefSeq lists its product as uncharacterized. The record is from RefSeq and is a predicted model, not a curated record. NCBI's taxonomy places the organism in Eukaryota, Fungi, Mucoromycota, Mucoromycetes, Mucorales, Lichtheimiaceae. The transcript is spliced from 6 exons. Gene Ontology annotation, cellular component: plasma membrane. The coding region runs from base 87 to 1025 and encodes 312 amino acids.